Messenger RNA from Didymella exigua CBS 183.55, 1794 nucleotides. RefSeq lists its product as uncharacterized. The transcript is spliced from 2 exons. The coding region runs from base 1 to 1794 and encodes 597 amino acids. The record is from RefSeq and is a predicted model, not a curated record. NCBI's taxonomy places the organism in Eukaryota, Fungi, Ascomycota, Dothideomycetes, Pleosporales, Didymellaceae.
AUGAAGCUCGCUACUUGCAUGCUCCUGGCUACUGCCGUUGUGUUGACUACUGCUGAGCGUACGCCGUUGCGCUUCCCGCAUGUUCACCCUCGCCAAUACUAUGCGCCUCCACCUCCAUAUUCUCCGCCAGUUGCCAGUAGCACCUUCAGCGAGGACUUUCCGCCUCCAACAUUGUCCUUCCCACCAACUGGAAUCCCGUCUUCGACGGGCAUCCCGUUGUCGAGCAGCCCUGCCAACUCCACAGUUCCAGUGUCCUCAGGGCUGUGGAACUCGACUACCAUCCGCAGCACCGUUGUUGUCACCAGUAGCAUCGUGAUUACAGUCACGCCCUCGUCCUCCAUACCUGUCGUUACGAGCACAAAGUCAGUGACUGCCACUUCCUGCAAGCUCACCAAUGAAGGGUUGAUCUGGUGUACUAACCUCUCGCCUUCCAGCACACCCCGACCGACCACUGGUACCUUCACGGAUGCCACCUCGGUCAGCUUCGGAGUUGAUACUUCGACUUCCCGGUUCGGCCCUCCCAUCAGCUUCUCGACUGGCGUCUCCCUGUCGACUGGAGUGUCGCUGUCCACUGGGCCUUCUUCCUCGUACCUGCCGUCCACUACGCCACCGUAUGGUAACGGUACUAGCUCAACCUAUAGCUGGGGUACGGGCACCGCACCGCCUGCUUCCUCAACGCCCACGUCUCCCUCCAACACAACGACCUCAAGUGGCUACUACGGUCCUCCAGCGCCAUCUAGCACGCCAAGCUGGAACACGACAAGCUCAACUCCGACUAACACAUUCACCUUGCCGACCGACACCAGCACCGAGUCCACCCCCACUCCAUCAUCAAGCACAAGCUGGUCCUACACCUGGCCCUCCUACACCUACUCCUCCUACACCCCGUCAGAAUCCUCGAGCUACCUGACAACACCAACACCCACUUCAACACCCAUCUACUACUCCUCUUACUCAUCGUCAGUCCCCGACGUCCCGUCAUCCAUCACCUUCGAGUUCCCAUCCGGCUCCAGCUUCACCUUCAGCAUCCCCACACCUUCGUCUGUCCCGCGCUCAUCAACACGGUCAACGCCCCGCCCAUCCCCAUCACUCUCCUUCUCCUUCCCAAGCUGGCCACCAGUCUUCACCCCCUCGCCCUCACUCUCACCCUCGCUCUCGGCCUCGAGCUCAGCCCCACCCUUCCUGCCUCCCUCCCAAUCCACGCCCGCAUCCUCGAGCUCGAGCGCAGUGCAGACGACAAACACCCUGUCCGACGCAGUCCCGACGUCCUUCGGCUCGAGCACAAAGAGCGCAUACGCUCCACCCACUCGUUCCUUCACAGACGGCACGUUCUCGUCGUGGGGCCCGCCGACUUCGACACCCACAUCUACACCCCCAGUCUACCCGCCGUACACGCCGCUCCCCCCACCCUCGACAUUCACAGACGGCACAUUCUCCUCCUGGGACCUGCCGACGUCUACACCCACGCCCUCCACCUUCAGCACGCUCGUCAGCAGCUCCAGCUCCAGUGCAAAGGAGAGCGAGACGGAAGGGUACUACGGGCCCCCCGCCCCUUCUUCUCCUCCUUCCGCUUUCCCCGAUACAGCCAACGUCGACGUUGAUGCUGUCCCGCACGCGCGGAACAAAAUGCACCGCCUGGCGCCGCGACAGAACCGCGUCGACAACGGCGGCAUCGCCGAGGAUAUGAGGGCGGACGGUGUGUCAGGUGUCACGCAGGACGCGUCAGAGAAGAAGAGCGCAGUGAGUUUCCCCAUCCUCGGCGGUGCUAUGGGACGGACUGCUGACGCGGCGUAG